UCAUCCCUUCUCAUCGACAUACCUGGCCAAUGCCGCCGCGAGCCGAUUUUGGUUGCUCACUGAGAUCAAUGCAACUGGCGCCAGCAGCUCGCGAUUGGCAUACGAUGAGAUGCGGUCAGUCGUACGGACGGGACACAGCCUAAUACCAGCCAGCACGAAGUGGCCAUGGAGUAAAGGUGCGUCUGUCUGUGUGUGAAGGACUGUUUACGCGUCUAGCAGACUCCGGCAUGAGAGGGCCAGCAUAGCGACUUGUGCGGCAGAGAAAUACAACGGCCCAACAAGCUGGUAGAUGGUGUGGAGGACUCUCUUGUCCGACAAACAACACACCAGUCGAUUCUGACAGACACACAGCACAAACGUGAGUGGUCGGUCACACAUGGUCGUUCUCUAUAUACCCACCUGGGUAUUCUCCUGUCGUGCAGCCUCUCUGUGGGGGUCCUGUUGCUGCGAUGAGACCCACCGAUCGAUCGCCUCCUACAUAGAUCACACACACACACACACACGCACACGCACACGCACACGCACACGCACACGCACAGUGGCGAGCGGUGAUCGAUCGGUCUAUAUGGGGGUCAGACCUUGCGGCGGCGAAACUUGGCGAAGAAAUCCAAAACCUGACCCGUGAGUAAUACGUAUGUACAGACAUGUGGCUUGCACGUUAUUGACACUGAAUUGCAAUUACCUCAUUCUGUAGAGCGCUGUUUUGCGAGGCCGCCGUGAGGGGCCCGGACAGGGCAGAGAUGUCCACCUGCACAUGAAAAGCGCCACACACAGCAGACACACAGGUGACCUCGAAUUUGGUGAUCGUUUGACCUUACGGACCUGCAGAAUCCGUUCGACGAUCGGGUUGUCUUUACUCUUGCCGCUCAUCACCUGCCGAUCACAGCAGCUGCACACAUGAAGACAAUUCACUAGAGCCGCUCAAGAUACGACGGACAGACGCACCUGGCGAGGCUGCCCAGGACGACCAUCAUCAUCCUGACGUCGUUGCCGCCAUUAGCAAUGGAUUCGAGCUGUAAAAUGCCUAGCCUCACAGCCCUCGACAGCUGGGAGCACAUGAGCUCGGCCAGACCCUCACACGAAGCAUACUAAACACAACGAAGACAGGAGUGGCGAGUCUACACACAAAUAAGGCAUUGGUUCCGUCGUAUUCUUUGCUGACCGAGUUACGAUUCACGAUGAGGUAGAGCAGAUGCACCGAAGCCGCCACGACAGACUGUCCAUGGAGGGCAUCAUUGGUCAGUCUGUCGCUCUGCAGGAUGCUCAUGGCUGCGGAGAGGAAGCCCGCCUGCGCAACACGCUCGCAGUAGCGACAUUCUGAGGAAACACAGACGCACACGAGACAUCAUUAAGUGGCAUGGGCCAUGCACCAUCACUCACCAGCCAUUGCCACUGGCACAUUCAGAGAUCUGCAGACCGUGUUAGCCGACUGCUCAGCGGUGGCGUGGUCCUUCAGCAAUGUGGCUAUCUUGCCCAGAGCAGCGGGGCUCGCUGACGCACUACGGCAUAUGGACGCCAACACACCUGCAUCCACACACACCCACACACGCUCACACAGCGGCGUGACGAGUCAACGAGCCCUCUUGGCAUCAAGGUGACCCACACCUGGCUCAGAGGGAAAGAAGCGGGCGUAGAAGCAGAUGAUGCUUAUCAGCUCGUAUGCCCUCAACAUAGCCGGUUGAUCACAGCUGGUGACCAGGGUCUCGACGAGCGCAUCGAUGUGGCAGAACAUGUGCUGCUGAAACGCCCCAAGAUCCUCAGUCGUCACUGAAUUACACAUAUAAAACACUCAGAUACACUUAAACACGACAGCCCUCUUUGUCCAUUCACCACAUGAUCACCUGGAAUGCUUUCGCUGAGAACCACUGCCAGAGCUAUUCUGAAUACCUCGUCCGAUAGUGUCAGCCUCCCCACCGUCCCCUCCACCAAGACACCAAACAGCGGCAGCCACUCCACACCAAACGGAUACCCAGCUUGACAAAGCCGUUUGAGGAAGCACGUCGCCGCAGCCUGAUGCUCCAUGUCGCUGCUGUCAUUGAAAAUGGCAACAAUGCAGCCGGCGAGGCCUCCCUGACCCUGCUGUCGAUGCGCCUUGUCCUUGACGGCCAAUGACCGUACGAGGCCCUCGACAACUGGGUCAUCAUCCGGCAAGAGCGGUGUCUCAUUGAGAUCUUCCUGUUGCUCAACGAAGGAGUCGAUGUCACCAGCCAGAAGAGCAUCAGCAGCGACAAGUUGAGCAGCGGCGCACGUGAUGGCAACAGCAUCCGAGACCGACGUAGUGCCCUUCCGCGUGUUGGCCGUGUGUUGCUGGUCGGGUGUGAUGGGGGAGGGCGUGGAGGCAGGGAAUGGGCAAGAGGGACCCACUGGUUGCUGACCCGCUGAUGCAGCUGCUGCGGCGAGUGGCGACGGGUCGAUGGAGCUGGUGGGUUCGACGGCCUGCUGCUGCUGGGUGCAUGCGAAGAUGUCGAAAGCAGUGGAGGGCUGACGGCUGCCGUCCUGACAAUCACAGCCACACAUCACGCACAUAUGCACACAUGUGGGCAUGCACCUCCCUCGUGUCUGUCUGUCUGUCUGCCUGUCUGUCUGUGCAUGUGUGUCCGUACCGAUGUGGCGUCCACAGUGAUGUCAUCCUCUCCGGACCCACCGCCGUGCCCCGCCCCUCCCAUCAGCGCCGUGCUGCUUCCGUGCGGCUGCACGGUGACGCCGCCCACAACUGAUGUGUCGGCUGCUGGUGAGGCGAUGGGCGUGAGCGGCAUGGACUGGCCAUGGGGGACGGAAGGCUGCGGUAGCUGCUGACUCUGAUAUGUGCCGACGACCUCAGUGAGCAU
This is a messenger RNA of Vitrella brassicaformis, 2828 nucleotides long. NCBI's taxonomy places the organism in Eukaryota, Vitrellaceae. The record is from the annotation of a GenBank genome assembly.